AGCAAAGCAAAAAGACUGUGAACUACCAAGAACCUGAAAAAUGUUUUCCAGGCCAGUUUGUAUUGAUGAUUUUGAAAAAUAUGCACAAUCAGUUCUUCAAAAGUCCAUUUAUGAUUAUUAUCGAUCUGGUGCUAAUGAUCAAGAAACUUUAGCUGAUAAUAUUGCUGCAUUUUCAAGAUUGAAACUUUAUCCCCGGAUGCUUCGCAAUGUUGUUAAAGUAGACCUGACCACCUCUGUUUUGGGACAAAGGAUUAGCAUGCCCAUAUGUGUUGCAUCCACAGCUAUGCAACGCAUGGCUCAUGUGGAUGGGGAGAUUGCUACUGUGAGAGCAUGCCAUUCUGUGGGAACAGGAAUGAUGCUAAGCACCUGGGCUACCUCUUCCAUUGAAGAAGUUGCCCAAGCUGCCCCUGAUGGCACUCGUUGGAUGCAGCUGUAUAUCUAUAAAGACCGGGAGGUCACUGAGCAGCUUGUGAAGAGGGCUGAGAGGAAUGGCUACAAGGGAAUAUUUCUGACUGUAGACACUCCUUAUCUGGGCAAUCGCUUUGAUGAUGUACGCAACAGAUUCCAGUUACCACCACAUCUCAGGAUGAAGAAUUUUCAAACCAAUGAUUUGGCCUUUUCUUCUGAGGAAGGUUAUGGAGAUAACAGUGGCCUUGCAGAGUACACAGCCAAUGCAAUUGAUGCAUCAAUUAAUUGGAAGGAUAUUACCUGGCUGAAGAAAUUGACAACCCUCCCAAUUGUUGCCAAAGGCAUCCUCCGAGCUGAUGAUGCCAGGGAAGCUGUGAAAUAUGGUGUCAAUGGAAUAUUGGUGUCCAAUCAUGGUGCUCGCCAAUUAGAUGGAGUGCCUGCCACUAUUGAUGUCCUGCCUGAAAUCAUAGAGGCUGUGGAGGGAAAGGUGGAGGUGUUCUUGGAUGGGGGUGUACGUAAAGGAACGGAUGUGCUGAAAGCCCUUGCACUUGGGGCCAAGGCUGUGUUUGUAGGAAGACCUAUCAUCUGGGGACUGGCUUAUCAGGGGGAGAAAGGAGUGAAGGAGGUUCUGGAAAUGUUGAAAGAAGAAUUCCGGUUGGCCAUGGCUCUUACUGGGUGCCGGAAUGUAAAAGACAUUGACAAGACAUUGGUGAGGACAAAUCCAUUGGUUGUUUCCAAGAUCUGACAGUGCACACUAUUUUCUCAUCUGUAUUCUUUCUUUCAGCAUGUGUUUCUUGACAAAGAGACACUGUGCAGAGAGUGACCAUACUCUGUAAUUUUGAGUCACCAUACAAAGAACGUUGUUCUUCCCCAACAAAAUAGAAACCCCUUUUAGUUCUUUGCUAUUGACUUUUCAAUGAGUGUCCCUGGAUCAUUUAAAAAAUGCACUUGCAUCCUAGGAAUAUAUUAACUGUAAAAAAAAGAAAACAUUGAAAAUGAAUUUAAACAACUUACAUCUCUAAAAAAGUAAAAGACAUGCUCUGGCAAAACUUGGGGUACCCACUACAGACAAAUAAAUGACUGAACAGAAGUGUUCACUUAAGCAAAGUGGUGGAGAUAACAUAAAAAUUGUGUCUCUUAAGACUGAGGUCAUGAUCUUAAAGAUAGAUUAGACUCAGAGCUGUGAAACUGAUUUGUUGAAUAAAAAGCAUGCUUUGUAUUA
Messenger RNA from Sarcophilus harrisii (Tasmanian devil), 1630 nucleotides. RefSeq names its product hydroxyacid oxidase 1 (gene HAO1). The record is from RefSeq and is a predicted model, not a curated record. The transcript is spliced from 8 exons. Gene Ontology annotation, molecular function: oxidoreductase activity; FMN binding. Lineage: Eukaryota; Metazoa; Chordata; Mammalia; Dasyuromorphia; Dasyuridae. Bases 41 to 1153 code for a protein of 370 amino acids.